CACGACUUGUUUUUUGUAAUCAAAAUGUUAACAGGUUAAAGAAAACUUAACCUGGUACCGAUUGGAUCCUUAGUGCGGAAGGGAUGUAGGCGAUAUGUACCAUAGCUUGUGGAUUUGGACCAAUCGUCUUUUCAUUUCACUGAGCGGGAGCAGGUUGUGCACAAAAAAGGUAAAAUCGUGCAGUGCGUGCGACUACGUAAAAGGUUGCCUGUUUGGUUAUGAACGUAGAGCGCCACCUGCCCGUAAAUGGAAGUAUGUCACUGGGCUUGCGAGCAUAGGACCUCUUGCUAGUUGCAUGAGUGUAGGCUUGAUUUUUGAAUGUUAGUUUUCUCGCGAAACGGCAGACGAUAGCAUGUGAGAGUGGGAAUUGCAAAAUUCGCGCAUCUCGUAACUAGUCUUUCCAUUCACACACGAUUUACAUGGAGUUAGUAAAUAAGAGACUGUAAAAUAAUUAAUCAGUUGCUCGGGGAAUGGUGAACGUAUAAUACUGAACAUAAGACAGGCGCAAAGAAUUUGUACUUUUUUUUUACAGAAAAAUAAGUUCAAAACUUUCACUGGGAAGUUUGCGUCCUUAAGUUCUAUUUAACUUCAAGUAUGACAGCAAAAAGCGAAUAGAACGUUCCAUGUCGCAUCGAAUCCGUGACAGAAGAUCCACUUGUCGACGUAAUGAAACUAGGUCUGUGAAUUCUCUUUGUUAUAGAGAUGAGAAGAUAAGAAAUAAUUGAAAGAGAAUUGUUGUGGACUCUAAUUUACUGUGAACUUUGCUUCAUUUUCUUUGGUUUAAUAUUUAUUGUAAGUAUCACCAAGCCCGAAGAGUAGAAAAAAAAUUAAAAAAAUGCCUGGUAGCAUAUUUGCUAUUAGUUCAAAAGUUCAUCGAUCGGACUCGACACGUUCCGAUUCUGACGCGAGCAGCGAUUCCCGAGCAUCAGCAAAAAAGGUGAGUUUUAAUAAAGCUGUUAGGGUUAAGAAGUACCCUCGUAGGACUGAAACCUACAUGAAUGGAGACAAACCAAACGGCAACCACGUUCCCAAUGAAGUUAGUCCUGAAAAGAGAUUUUGGUUUAAAGUGUAUAAAAAUCGCCAUCAUCAUGAGCCAAAUAUGGAACAGGUCAAAAAGGAGUACGAUUACUCCACGUCUAACUCGGAUAAUAAACGUAAUGGCUUCAACAAGGACAGUCUAACGUCUGUUGUCAGACCUAAAGAUACCACGAAUGAAACCGACGACAAAAUAUCGAUAGGUACAAGCUUCAGUUCAGGACGUGACAGUAGAGCUAAGGGAGAUGACAGAUUCUCUAGCAAAGUUUUAUCUGAGGCCCCACGAGUGAAAAAGGAUCAUGUUAAAAAUAUUGUAAAAAUAUUUAAUAAAGAGGCAUUUUAUCCACAUGAAAAUACAAAAGACCAACCUGAAACAACAAAGGAUUCAGAGACAAAGAAUAAUAGAGUGUCUGUUGAGUCUUUUAAAACUCCAGCAGAUCAUUUAGAAGUUAAUACAAAAAAUAUUCGAGAAAAUAAACCUAAGAAAAACAAAAUCUUCAAUGGCGUCAAAGUAAUAUUUGGAAUGACACAUUUAAAAAAGAAGGACACUAAAAAUCUAGUUAAUUCAAAAAACCAAGAAAACACAGUACGUAAUUACAGAGAACAGUGUGUUCCAAGUGAAGUGGUCUCGACUAACCCAAAAGGCCCUUUUAUGAUUGAUGAUCAUAUAAUGAAUGGUGAUCUCCAAGAAAGGUCUUUUGGUCGUUUGAGAAAAAAUUCAUCAUCAUCUUGGAGGUCGUUCGAUGAAAAUGAUUCUUCUAUUGAAAUUCAACCUAUUGAAAACAAUAUCAAUAUUAUGAGAGCAGCUAGAAGUGCUGAGAUCUUGAGAGGCCCAUCUUUAUCUAGUUUGAAUUCAGAUACAUGGAAGAACAGUGAUAGAAUAGCGCCACAUAACACAUUUAUGACGAAUUCUAUCUACCAGAAUGACAAACGCUUUCAGACUUUUGACGAGAGUGAUCACAUUUUGGGAGAGCAUGGGUGGGAAGAAAGUAAUGAUGAUAAACAUUCUUCUAAUAACCGACGAGCCAAGUCUUGUGAUGAUCUACUUACAGAUUAUGAUAACAAUAUGUAUAGCACAACAGCAAAAGGUAUGUCCACAGAUAAUAUUCACCAAAGGCAAGAUGACCGAGAUUGGUCUUUGGAUAAUCUUGUAGAACAGAAGAUUUCAAAACCCGCAUGUAAACUCACGGAAGAAAAAGGUGUUCAGUGUAGCAAGGCGUCCAUAUUAAGGGAUUCCUCUGUUACAUGUGAAGAUGAAGAUCAAUCAAGAAUAAUCCGUUCAAAGGAUGGAUUCGUUUCCGCUUACAGUAAUGUUCCUAUUUUAGAUUAUCACAUUAUUAAUAAUCACGAUAAACGUGAAAUGGAUACGGGCUUCAUGAAUUGUUUAAAUAGUGAAGCUAUCUACAGCCAAGUAAAUAAAGAAAAGGGAAAGAAGGCAAAAGAAAAGAAGAAUAACACAUUAGGUGAGAAGUUUAGAUCUGAAAGCUCCCUCUUUGACAUGCCAUCUAACAGACUGCACCACUAUGCCACCCUCCCAUCUGAAGGAUCCUUGAAUGAAUUAAAAACUAAAAAUGAUUCAUUAGGUUUAGACAAUCAUAAUAAGCAUAAAACCCUUCUAGGAAAGACACAUGUUUGGGAAAAGAAUGAUAAAAAAAAGUGGUACAACGUAGACCAUAAAUUGUAUGAGAAAAAUUAUAGAGGUAGCCAUUUUGAUAUCAGUUACAACAAGGAGGCUGAUUUGUCAAGUGAAGCUACCAACCGCUACCACAAGAAUAGAGCUAUUCCUUCAUCGGUAAUUCGCGAGCUUAAUCCCCAAAAGCAAGAAAUUAGCUAUGAAAAUGUGCCCUACCAGAAUGGUAGACAGAUAAAUAGUGUUUCCGUUAGCGGAGGAUUGUGUCCUAAGAUGGCAGAAGAAGACUAUCGUCGAGAGAUGGCGCAAAGCGAUGUUUCCUAUCAAUCAAAUUGUUAUGUUGAAAACGACACAAACAGCUCUGUGUCUCGAGUUGAGAAAAAAGAUGAUGUGAAAAGACGUGUUUUUACUCUGAACAAACAACAACUAAAGGAAAGAGAAAAGCAAAAUGAAAAGGUUCAUCUGUUUAUGAAAAAACAAGAUGUGGAGGACUUUUCUGAAUUUCCGAAUGACCAGUUCUAUGUUAGUGAUAACAGAUGCAGGGGUACUCAUUCAGAUCGUUAUGUACAGAGUGACUCUUCAGACGUCAGAAGAGGUUUUACUGCUACUUCUCAAUCUCAACAGAAAGCUCGAGUGCGACGAAGUAACAGCACAGCUAUUAGUGGAAACAGCAGAGAACGGAAAAAUCGUCACUACGGAUAUAUAACAGGGUCAUCAGCUGCUUCUGGAGUGUCUAGUUCUGACAGUGACUCAACAAGACGGCGUAAGCCACUGGUCAUGUACAUUCCGGGAAUUAGCCAUUAUGAAAAACAUGCAGAUCAAAAUGAACAGCGCAGUUCAGUGGCUCGAGUCGUUCGUAGCCGGUCUGUGUUGUCUUCCAAACCAGGCAAGUACCAAAAGCGUGGAGUAAACAGGUACAGACACCAUGUGGAUGAUACGUCUGACGUAAUUUCGGAAGAACCAGACACUCUUGCUCCUCUGGCAACCUUGGGUAAAUUUCGUAAAAGUAAACGUGGAAGCGAGAAUAAGAGCCGAAGCGACCUCCAACGGAGACAUUCUAUGCCAAAAGACGCUAAAUUUAGUUGGUUCAAGUGGAAGGUAAAAGUAAGACCAUCACGUGAGUCGUGACGUAAUGUAUGGUUCUAGUGGAGUGUAAAUAAGUAUGUAGGUAUGAUUCACUGGUGAUAGGAGCACUUUUAAAGUGACAUGGGUAUUCUUAUGUGGCUUAUUCUACAUGAAUAAUAUUUACAUUUUUGUUACUUUGAACACAUGCAGUAUGUUGUUGUGAACUAAUAAUGAUUAAAACAGGUGAGAAAAUAAUAACCCGUGGUGGUAAAUAAGCUUAUUACUGUUGCGGUACUUGAUGAUAGCUUUGAUACGAAACAUAACUAGGAAUAUGUAUUUAGUGUACCCUAAAUAGGGUAACUGUGACAUGACAGAAUCCGUCUCCGGUGUGGAAAAAAAAAGCACCAAAGCAUAAAAACUUAAGAGUCAAAACGUCGGGUGAUGAAUUUGAGUUCUGUGAUUAGGUUUUCUAUAUGCAGAUAAAAAAUUUUCGGAUGUUUAUAAUUAUUUGUACAGAAAGAAAGGUUUUUUGUUAACCGACAUUUUUGAUAUCUUAAGACUGAUUUCGUUCAAGCGCUCGGCAGUAAAGUCAUCCUAGUGCCAGUCUUCAUGCUUAAUUCAAAGUGUACUUGCUAGUUUGUUGUACUAGUUAGUCAUGCUGCAGGACGUAAAGAGUAACUUCGACGACCUGUAACGAAAGGUUGUUUUGAGAGCAGUUUGAUGUGAUUUAGUUUCUUAGAUAUUACUGUUUGGCUUUGUUUUAUUAAAUUGUUAAAAAAAAAAAAACUUGCGCCGGUAGAACAAUAGUUUCCAUCUUGGAAUAAAAAAGAUCUUAUUCUUUGUCACUUGGCGAUAAUUUCUAGUUAUAUAAUUAUCUAAAUUUUCCAGAAAUAUUGGGUGACAGUUGCACUAAAUGAAGAGUAGGGAUUAUUAUGUAACGAGACAAACCACCAUAAAUUUCAGGAAAGUAUUUUCUUUCGGCUUCUAGCUUUUUCCAGAUGCUUCACGCUUGAACGAUUCUUGGUCACAAUAAUGAGGCAGGCAAACAAUAAGUUUAUUUUAAUACAUGGAGAGUUCGUAAGCAACAAUGCAUGAACAAUCGUAGUUUUGUGGUACAUUGUGUUAUUUUUACUGCUUUUGUGAGUCAUUAGAUAUGUUUACACAAUCGUGGGAAAGCUAUAUGCACUCUUUAACCCUUUAGUUACAAACAUCGGUAUAUUAUAUAUUCAUAAUUUUUGCAUUAAGUCACUUUUAUAUUUUCAUAAUAUGGGUUUAGAGCUUUAUAAUAGUUUAUGAAAAAUUAAUCCUUAGGCUAUUUAUUUUACGCGUCACCGAUAUGUUAUUUAAAAGUAUUAAGACAGUCAUAUAAAACUCCUGUUGGUAAUAUACGUCUGUUUGAUAUAUCUUUGUAAUAUGAAGGUUUAUUUUAGCAUUUUCGCAAAGAGUUCAUGGAAAAUUAUUUGUUAGUUCUAUUUUAAAAUACAGGAUAAUCAGUAGAAAUGUUUAGCAAAAUUUCGCGAAGUUAUUAGGGGUAAAAAUAAUUUCUUGACGAACCAUUUAAAUAAGUAGGGACCGGUGAAUGGAAAACGCUAAUAGAUGUGAUUUUUUAUUACAUAUAUAUAAAUGUUUAAUAAGAAUUUUCAAAGUCGUAUAAGAGAUAGAAAAUAGUAUCCAAAAUCCCAACAGCAGAUAAGCCUGGUUGAAUUUAUAAGGCCUUAAGAACCAGUAUAGUAACAAUUUAACUGCAUAUAUAUAUCAGUUGUGGAGCUAAUUGAAUAUGUGAAAUCAGAGCAAAGCAUUUAUUAUGAUAUAUCAUUGCUAUAAAUUAAAAUAAAAACUGAUUCAGUUGGUCCAGUUUUAAAACAUGUAUAUUAAAGUUUUCCUAAACAUUCUUUCAAUCAUAUUCAUGUUCUUAAAGUAGCGCCUAGCGGUCAUGCGGUAAACUAGUCUCCAUCCGAAGAACUAGUUGAAGAAACUGGAGCAUGACUUCUUGUUUACAGUUUGAUUAUAUCACUGUGAUUAUUAAGCUUAUAUGUUUCGAUUAUUAACAGGUGCUAAAUCCAAUUUUAAAGUUGUUCUGUUGUGCUGGUAUUUUAA
This is a messenger RNA of Limulus polyphemus (Atlantic horseshoe crab), 5827 nucleotides long. RefSeq lists its product as uncharacterized. The record is from RefSeq and is a predicted model, not a curated record. The transcript is spliced from 2 exons. NCBI's taxonomy places the organism in Eukaryota, Metazoa, Arthropoda, Merostomata, Xiphosura, Limulidae. The coding region runs from base 836 to 3793 and encodes 985 amino acids.